This is a messenger RNA of Juglans regia (Persian walnut), 2836 nucleotides long. RefSeq names its product glutamate receptor 2.8-like. Gene Ontology annotation, cellular component: plasma membrane. Lineage: Eukaryota; Viridiplantae; Streptophyta; Magnoliopsida; Fagales; Juglandaceae. Gene Ontology annotation, molecular function: ligand-gated monoatomic ion channel activity; signaling receptor activity. The record is from RefSeq and is a predicted model, not a curated record. The transcript has 5 exons. Bases 16 to 2631 code for a protein of 871 amino acids.
UAAGUUUUGAAUCAAAUGGACAUGUUUUCCUUCACUUUCUUGGCCUUUGUUUUCUUACUUGCACAAGAGGCAACAGCAGAUCAUGUUGGAAGGACCGCCACAGUAGGGACGGAACACCACGUCAGGGGCAGCAUAGGGGCGAUAGUAGAUGACAGCAAUCGAGCUGGGAAAGAACAGAAAGUGGCUAUGGAAAUGGCGAUUAAGGAUUUUUAUGACAGGACAAAUCAAAGUUUCGAUCUUCACAUGAAAAUUUGUCGAGGGGAACAACCUUAUCAGGAAGCUCUUGCAGCUUGGGAUCUUAUCAAUAAACAGGAAGUCCAAGCUAUAAUCUCACCAGGGACGUGGGAAGGAGCUUCUCUUGUUGCAGAGAUUGGUAACCAAGCUAAAAUCCCAGUCCUUUCUAUUGCUGACUCGACUCCACUCUGGGCAUUAAAGCGGUGGCCCUUCCUGCUCCAAGCUUCCCCAAACCAGAAUGCACAAAUGAAAGCCAUUGCUGCUAUUGUUCAGUCCUGGGAAUGGCAUCAGAUCACUGUAAUUUAUGAAGACAUCGACUCUUUUCGCAGUGGAGUCAUGCCUCAUCUUUCUGAGGCCCUGCAAGAAGUAGGAGCAGAAAUAAGCAAUCUUUUAGCCCUCUCACCAUUUUCUUCUCCUUCACUGUCUAAAGAACUUGAAAGGCUUAAAGGUGAACAAUGCAGAGUUUUUGUGGUUCAUUUGUCCUUGCCAUUGGCUGUGCAACUUUUUGAGAGGGCUAAAGAAAUGAACAUGAUGGAGAUAGAUUAUGUCUGGAUCACAACCGAUCCCCUUACAAGCCUUGUCCAUUCUCUCAAUGCCUCCACCAUUUCUUCCAUGCGAGGAACUUUAGGAAUCAAGAGCUACUUCCCCCAAGAAAAUCCCAAUUUUCAAGACUUCUAUAAUAGAUUUCGUAGAAAGUAUAGCUUGGAAAAUCCAGAAGAGGAGGACAAUCAUGAACCUGGGACUUUUGCAGUGCAGGCCUAUGAUGCUGUGUGGACAGUGUGCCUAGCAAUGAGAGAAAGCAGCAAGGGUGGCAAACAAUUAUUAGAUAAAAUGAUGCUAAGUGAAUUCAACGGCUUGAGUGGAAAGGCUCGGUUUCUUGACAGGAGAGUAGCUCCUGCACAUAGAUUUCAGGUCAUCAAUGUGAUUGGGAAGAGUUAUAAUGAACUUGGGUUCUGGUCAGAUAGAUUGGGUUUCUCAGUGACCAUUGAUGAAAAAAGUCAGUACAAUCCUUCAAUGAGAGGCUUGGGGCAGGUGUUUUGGCCUGGUGGACCUUUGAUCACUCCAAGAGGAUGGACUCCCCCAACAGAUGCCAAACCACUGAUAAUUGGUGUACCCACAAAAUCGAGUUUCAAAAAAUAUGUGAAUGUAAUCCUCGGUAACUCAACAAACACUACUCAUUUUGAUGGAUUUGCAAUCGAUCUGUUCAAAGCAACCGUUGAAAGGCUGCCAUUCUACUUGCCAUACAAUUUCACUUCCUAUAAUGGAACAUAUGAUAACAUAGUGAAGCAGGUUCAUUUAAAGAAAUUUGAUGCAGUAAUUGGUGAUAUAGCCAUAGUGUCCAAGCGAUAUCAACAUGCAGAAUUUACAAUACCCUACACAGAAUCAGGAUUGGUGAUGAUAGUUCCCGCUCGCCCCCAAAGCAGCAGUGAUAGAGCAUGGCUAUUCAUGAAGCCCUUCACAAAAGCCAUGUGGGUCCUAAUAGGAGCCAUAACUGUCUACAAUGGCUUUGUCAUCUGGUUGAUAGAGCGAAAGCAUUGCCCUGAAUUCAAAGGUUCCGGAUUGAAUCAAAUGGGCACCUUGCUUUCUUUAGCCUUCACUACUCUCUUCUCCUUACAUGGGGGAAAACUGCACAGCAAUCUGUCGCGGAUGGCAAUGUUGGUGUGGCUGUUUGUGGCACUUGUCCUCACUCAAACUUUCACUGCUAACCUCACCACUAUACUCACAUUGCAGCGGCUUGAACCCACAGUAAGUGACGUUGAGUCGCUGCGGAAAGGCAAUGCAGUGGUUGGAAACUGCAGGGGAUCUUUUGUGGCAAGUUAUUUGGAGGAGGCCUUAGAAAUCCACCCCCGAAACAUUAAGAAUUAUGACUCUCCUGCAGAAUAUGUUCAGGCACUUAGAAGCCAGGAAAUUGCAGCUGCCUUUCUUGAAGUUCCUUAUGCCAAAUUAUUUCUGGCAAAAUAUUGCAAGGAGUUUACAACAGCUGGGCCGACUUUUAAAGUUGGAGGAUUCGGAUAUGUAUUUCCAAAGGGUUCUCCACUGCUUCCUGAGGUAAAUAAAGCACUACUGAAAGUAUUUGAGAGUGGUGAAUUACUUGAUUUAGAGACCAGCAUGAUUACAUCCCAGAGAUGUGUGGACAUGGAAAUGAUUGAUGACAUUUCAAGUCUUAGCCCCAGUAGCUUUUGGGUUCUAUUCCUUCUAACGGCAGGUACAUCUACAGCUGCUCUUGUGGUCUAUGUUGUUGCUCACAAAUUGUUUGGACAUAGAACCAUCUGGACACUCGUGUUGGCUGUAAUGAGACAUUGGUGGCAUCUGAGGAAGUCAUUCUCUCGAAGAGUCAGCAUCACUGAAAGAUCUGGAAAUUUCUCAAACACAUAUAAUUCUAGGACCCAGGUGUAAAAAAAUUUUUGAGGCAAUGGCAUGGGAGAAAGGAUUUUGCUAUAAAUCUUCCCAAGGCUUCCCAUUUACAGAAGUAGAAACACUAGCGCCAUUUGCACAGCAAGACUAGUUCAGUCCUAUUGCAGGCUUAAAUACUGUUGUUUUGCAGCUGCUAUAUAGAACUGAAGAUAAGGAGUCUGGAGGAAGCAACUAGCACUUCAGGGCC